This is a messenger RNA of Arabidopsis arenosa, 1259 nucleotides long. The record is from the annotation of a GenBank genome assembly. Lineage: Eukaryota; Viridiplantae; Streptophyta; Magnoliopsida; Brassicales; Brassicaceae.
CAAACCCUAGCUUGAGGAGGAAGAGGGAAUGGUCGGCGUGAUGAACAGAUUGAGGAAUCUGGACGCUUACCCUAAAAUCAAUGAAGAUUUCUACAGGCGUACUCUUUCUGGUGGUGUUAUCACCCUUGUCUCUUCUUUCGUCAUGCUAAUUCUCUUCUUCUCCGAGCUUCAGCUGUAUAUUCACCCGGUUACUGAGACUCAGCUUCGUGUUGAUACAUCAAGAGGAGAGAAGCUACGCAUUAAUUUUGAUGUUACAUUCCCUGCUCUUCAAUGUUCGAUUAUUAGUCUUGAUUCCAUGGAUAUCAGUGGAGAGAGGCACCUUGAUGUGCGACAUGACAUAAUUAAAAGAAGAUUAGACUCUUCUGGCAAUGUGAUCGAGGCAAAACAAGACGGAAUUGGUCAUACUAAGAUUGAAAAACCUUUACAAAAACAUGGUGGAAGGUUGGAGCACAAUGAAACAUACUGUGGUUCCUGUUUUGGAGCCGAAGCGUCAGAUGAUGCUUGUUGUAAUUCAUGUGAGGAAGUUCGUGAAGCUUACCGAAAGAAAGGUUGGGCCCUCUCAGACCCUGAAUCAAUCGACCAGUGUAAAAGAGAAGGCUUUGUGCAAAAGGUCAAAGACGAAGAAGGUGAAGGUUGUAAUGUUCAUGGUUUCUUGGAAGUUAAUAAAGUUGCUGGGAACUUUCAUUUCAUCCCUGGGCAAAGCUUUCAUCAAUCCGGUUUUCAAUUUCAUGAUAUGUUAUUGUUCCAGCAAGGAAACUACAAUAUUAGCCACAAGGUCAACAGGUUGGCCUUUGGGGACUUUUUCCCCGGUGUAGUGAACCCUCUUGAUGGUGUGCAGUGGAAUCAGGGGAAACAUAGUGGCGUCUAUCAAUACUUCAUCAAGGUGGUACCAAGCAUAUACACCGAUGUUCACCAGAAUACAAUUCAGUCAAACCAGUUCUCUGUGACAGAACAUUUCCAGAACAUGGAAGCAGGUCGCAUGCAAUCUCCGCCUGGUGUUUUCUUCUACUAUGAUCUAUCGCCGAUUAAGGUGAUAUUUGAGGAGCAACAUGUGGAGUUCUUGCACUUCCUAACAAAUGUUUGCGCUAUAGUUGGAGGUAUCUUCACGGUAUCGGGGAUAGUAGAUUCGUUCAUAUACCAUGGACAACGAGCAAUUAAGAAGAAAAUGGAGAUUGGUAAAUUCAACUGAGUCGUUUGAUAUUCUCCACACGUUCUUGAUCAGCAACUGGAGAAUCAUCUCGACGGGUUUUACAGUUAGA